Messenger RNA from Phragmites australis (common reed), 2209 nucleotides. Its product is annotated as GPCR-type G protein COLD1-like. Bases 235 to 1641 code for a protein of 468 amino acids. Gene Ontology annotation, molecular function: abscisic acid binding. The transcript has 13 exons. Gene Ontology annotation, cellular component: membrane. NCBI's taxonomy places the organism in Eukaryota, Viridiplantae, Streptophyta, Magnoliopsida, Poales, Poaceae. Gene Ontology annotation, biological process: response to abscisic acid. The record is from RefSeq and is a predicted model, not a curated record.
GCCCUUGCGCUCGAAAUCUAGCCCGGCCCACGAUCAACACAUCACCGCGGGGGCAGGCGACGGCGGUGCGGGAGACGCCUCCGCCCAUUCCCACGAGAUCCGACUCCGACUCCGACUCCGUCCCCGGCCGAAACCCCCUUCUACGCGUGCCGCCGGCGCGGGUGCCGCGACUGAGGUCUGUAACAGCCGGCUCCGCACCUGCGGCGCGUGGGGGAUACAGAGAGCGCGAGAGAGAUGGGGUGGGGCACGGUGGUUUACGAGGGCGUGGUGGUGGGCUCGUCGCUGGCGGGGCUGGGCUGGGCGGGGCUAUGGUUCCUGAACCGGCGGCUGUACAAGGAGUACGAGGAGCGGCGGGUGCUGGUGCAGAUCCUCUUCGGCCUCGUCUUCGCCUUCUCCUGCAACCUCUUCCAGCUCGUCCUCUUCGAGAUCCUCCCCGUCCUCUCCAAGCACGCGCGCUUCCUCAACUGGCACCUCGAUCUCUUCUGCCUAAUCCUCCUCCUCGUCUUCGUCCUCCCGUACUACCACUGCUACCUGAUGCUCCGCAACUCAGGGGUAAGGAGGGAGCGGGCAUGGCUCAUUGCGGCACUGUUCCUUCUCGUCUUCCUCUACGGGUUCUGGCGCAUGGGGAUUCACUUCCCCAUGCCUUCACCAGAGAAAGGGUUUUUUACGAUGCCCCAGUUGGUCAGUAGGAUUGGCGUGAUAGGAGUUAGUGUCAUGGCUGUGCUUUCUGGUUUUGGUGCCGUCAAUCUGCCAUACAGCUAUCUGUCGCUCUUUAUCAGGGAAAUUGACGAAACAGACAUCAAAACUUUGGAACGGCAGCUCAUGCAAUCCAUGGAGACAUGUAUUGCCAAGAAAAAGAAAAUUAUUUUAUCUCAAAUGGAGAUGGAGAGGGUUCAAGGAUCAGAGGAGAAACUAAAGGCCAGAUCGUUUCUAAAGCGUAUAGUAGGAACAGUCGUUCGAUCUGUGCAGGAAGAUCAAACUGAGCAGGAUAUAAAAAACUUAGAAGCGGAGGUCCAGGCACUGGAAGAGCUUUCCAAACAGCUAUUCCUUGAGAUAUAUGAACUCCGUCAAGCUAAGAUAGCUGCUACAUAUUCUCGAACGUGGAGAGGACAUCUUCAGAAUCUACUUGGAUAUGCCUUGUCAGUGUAUUGUGUUUAUAAGAUGCUCAAGUCCUUGCAGAGUGUAGUCUUUAAAGAGUCAGGUUCUGUGGAUCCUGUAACGAUGACAAUAACGAUUUUCUUGAGGCAUUUUGACAUUGGCAUUGAUGUUGCACUUUUAUCACAGUACAUAUCUUUGAUGUUCAUCGGAAUGUUGGUUGUCAUAUCUGUUCGAGGUUUCUUGGCAAAUGUUAUGAAGUUCUUCUUCGCUGUUUCUAGAGUUGGUAGUGGCUCGACAACCAAUGUCAUCCUUUUCCUAUCAGAGAUCAUGGGCAUGUAUUUCAUAUCAUCCAUUCUUCUUAUAAGGAAAAGCCUGGCAAAUGAGUAUAGGGUCAUCAUUACGGAUGUUUUGGGCGGUGAUAUUCAAUUUGACUUCUACCACCGUUGGUUUGAUGCUAUAUUUGUGGCGAGUGCUUUCCUGUCCUUGCUUCUGAUUUCAGCCCAAUACACCACCCGGCAAACAGACAAGCAUCAGAUUGAUUGAUGCGUUUGUCCCACUUGUGCAUAUUGUCUUUUAACCACUAUUUGUCCAAGGUUGACCCGUUUUUUCUACCACACUUUCCAAAGGUGCUGUUUCUUGAUAGACCCUACAUACACAGUUACAGAACAUAAUACAUCGUUAAUUCGAAGGACUCUCUUUAUUUCGUAAUAUGUUACCCGGCAGCAUUGAUUCAUGCUAAACAGUUCCUCGUAUGGAAGUUUACUAGUCUUCCCCGCACUGUUAUAGCAAUCAUCAGAAUCAUGUGUGAAGAUGCUGUAAUGGGAUUCAUUGUAAUGUUGUCUGCACAUGCUUAUUAUUUUUUUGACCCAGACAAGUGAGGAAGCCCAUAUUAGGAAUGGAGUGUGACUUUGUAAAAUAGCUUGAGACUAGUGCCCGAGGAUGGUAGGGGUUUGAUGUAUCUUCAAUAUUCUUUUGGCGGUUACAUGUGUAACAUUUGUGACAACUUGGAAAGGUAGUAUUAUUAUUCAUGGUCUUCUGCUGAAACCUUGUAUAUACUUGAAGUAAUCUGUAAGAUAAAUGUAUUACACCGAUGAUGUCUUAUUCAUGGCAA